This is a messenger RNA of Phodopus roborovskii (desert hamster), 1417 nucleotides long. RefSeq names its product adenosine deaminase tRNA specific 3 (gene Adat3). The transcript is spliced from 2 exons. Lineage: Eukaryota; Metazoa; Chordata; Mammalia; Rodentia; Cricetidae. The record is from RefSeq and is a predicted model, not a curated record. Gene Ontology annotation, cellular component: nucleus; cytoplasm. Gene Ontology annotation, molecular function: tRNA-specific adenosine-34 deaminase activity. Bases 89 to 1144 code for a protein of 351 amino acids.
CCGCGGCGGUAGGCGGGGCGGCCCGGUUGCUAAGACUAGGAGAAGCGUGGCGUUCGCGCGCGCGUCCCACAGUCGAACCUCGCUAAGGAUGGAGCCUGCCUCGGGCCCUGCAGAGCAGCCUGAGCCUGAGAAGGCUGGAAGUGAGGAGCAAGAGCCGGCGCAAUGGCAAGCCCUCCCUGUCCUGUCGGAGCAGCAAUCGGGGGCCAUGGAGCUGGUGCUGGCCUAUGCUGCGCCAGUCCUAGACAAGCGCCAGACGUCCCGUCUCCUCCGGGAGGUAUCCGCCAUCUAUCCACUUCCAGCCCAGCCCCACCUCAAGCGGGUGCGCCCCAGCCGCAGUGCCAGCGGCUCUCACGCAUCGGAUCUGCUGCUGUGCCUGGCAGGGCCCUCUGCGGGCCCACGCUCGCUGGCUGAGCUCCUCCCUAGGCCGGCUGUGGACCCUCGUGGCCUGGGCACACCUUUCCUGGUGCCUGUGCCUGCCCGGCCGCCCCUCACCCGGAACCAGUUUGAGGAGGCACGGGCCCACUGGCCCACAUCCUUCCACGAGGACAAGCAGGUGACCAGCGCACUGGCCGGACAGCUCUUCUCUGCGCAGGCGCGAGCAGCCAUGCAGCGCCAUAUGGAACAGGCGGUGCGUGCCGCCCAGAGGGCAGCUGGCCAGGGUCUGCGGGCAGUGGGCGCUGUCGUGGUAGACCCAGCUUCAGACUGCGUGCUGGCCACUGGCCAUGACUGCAGCAACAUGGCCAGCCCCCUGCUGCACGCAGUCAUGGUGUGCAUUGACCUGGUGGCCCAGGGGCAGGGCCGUGGCACCUGUGACCUCAGACAGCAUCCAGCUUGCUCCUUCACCCCGGCCACCACCGCCCAAGGUGCACGGGCAGGCAGUGUGCGCAAGUUGGAUGAGGACGAGGAUGGCAUGCCCUAUGUGUGCACCGGCUAUGACCUGUACGUUACUCGCGAGCCCUGUGUCAUGUGUGCCAUGGCUCUCGUCCAUGCCCGCAUCCAGCGUGUUUUCUAUGGGGCGUCCUCUCCAGAUGGCGCCCUGGGCACACGCUUCCGUGUCCAUGCACGGCCAGACCUCAACCACCGCUUCCAGGUGUUUCGCGGUAUCCUCGAGGACCAGUGCCGCCAGCUGGAUCCCGACCCAUAGGCCUGGUCACCUUCCGCUACUAGACUGUUCCCUGCUCCUGGCCAGUCCACAUCCCUUAAGCUCCAUGGCCUAGGGGCCCCACCCUUUGGGUGUGUCAGUGUGUGAGGCCUCUGAGCCCUGAGACGGUGACCUCUUCUCUGCCAGCUGCAGUGACCGACCGUGAGGCUCAACCCUGCUUAUAAGCCCAAUGGCUGACUUAACAGUCCCCAUGGUCCCUCCAGGCUCGGGGCAGGGAGCAGCCAUGGUGUGUGAAAAUAAAACACCUCAAACCAA